Lutra lutra (Eurasian river otter) is the source of this 6333-nucleotide messenger RNA. It is a transcript of the gene SLC4A8, whose product is annotated as solute carrier family 4 member 8. The transcript has 25 exons. Lineage: Eukaryota; Metazoa; Chordata; Mammalia; Carnivora; Mustelidae. Gene Ontology annotation, cellular component: plasma membrane. Gene Ontology annotation, biological process: monoatomic anion transport; regulation of intracellular pH; bicarbonate transport. The record is from RefSeq and is a predicted model, not a curated record. Bases 185 to 3463 code for a protein of 1092 amino acids. Gene Ontology annotation, molecular function: monoatomic anion transmembrane transporter activity; sodium:bicarbonate symporter activity; solute:inorganic anion antiporter activity.
CACGCUGAUUGGCUGCGGUGAGGCCUCGCGGGCCGGUGGCAAUGGAGGCGGCGGCGGUUGAUGGUUGACCGUUGGCUCCGGGGUAGGGGUCGCCGCUCGGGCCAUCGGCUCAGAGCCGACCGGAGCGCGCAGGCUGCUGACGCUCGGCCUGGAGCCCUCGCGCCAGAUCUGGCUGGGUUCCGCCAUGCCGGCCGGCAGUAACGAGCCGGACGGCGUCCUCAGCUAUCAGAGACCCGAUGAAGAGGCUGUGGUGGAUCAGGGUGGGACUAGUACAAUUCUCAACAUUCACUAUGAGAAAGAGGAGUUAGAAGGUCAUAGAACUCUGUAUGUGGGGGUUCGGAUGCCACUGGGCCGGCAGAGCCAUCGCCAUCACCGAGCACAUGGCCAGAAGCACCGGAGACGAGGGCGGGGCAAAGGAGCCAGCCAGGGGGAAGAAGGCCCAGAGGCCCUGGCCCAUGACACACCAUCUCAGCGUGUUCAGUUCAUUCUCGGCACUGAGGAAGAUGAAGAGCAUGUUCCUCAUGAGCUGUUCACAGAGCUGGAUGAGAUCUGCAUGAAGGAGGGAGAAGAUGCUGAGUGGAAGGAGACAGCUAGGUGGCUGAAGUUUGAAGAAGAUGUUGAGGAUGGAGGCGAACGCUGGAGCAAGCCUUAUGUGGCAACCCUUUCACUGCACAGUCUCUUUGAGCUGAGGAGCUGCCUUAUUAAUGGAACAGUCCUUCUGGAUAUGCGUGCAAAUAGCAUAGAAGAAAUCUCAGACCUGAUCCUGGACCAGCAAGAACUGUUCAGUGACCUGAAUGACAGCAUGAGGGUUAAAGUGCGAGAAGCUCUGCUCAAAAAGCAUCACCAUCAGAAUGAGAAAAAGAGAAAUAACCUCAUUCCCAUUGUUCGCUCCUUUGCGGAGGUUGGCAAGAAGCAGUCUGAUCCACAUUCGAUGGAUAAGAACGGUCAAACUGUGUCUCCUCAGUCUGUUCCCAUGACAAGUCUUGAAGUAAAAAAUGGAGUGAAUUGUGAACACAGUCCUGUGGAUUUAAGCAAGGUGGAUCUUCAUUUUAUGAAAAAAAUUCCCACUGGGGCAGAGGCCUCAAAUGUCCUGGUUGGAGAGGUGGAUACUCUGGACCGCCCCAUUGUUGCCUUUGUGAGGCUGUCUCCUGCUGUUCUUCUCUCAGGCCUGACAGAAGUGCCCAUCCCAACCAGAUUUUUGUUUAUCCUAUUGGGUCCAGUAGGGAAAGGUCAGCAGUACCAUGAGAUUGGCAGAUCCAUGGCUACCAUCAUGACAGAUGAGAUUUUUCAUGACGUGGCAUAUAAGGCAAAAGAACGAGAUGAUCUCCUGGCGGGGAUUGAUGAGUUCCUGGAUCAGGUCACUGUGCUGCCUCCAGGGGAGUGGGACCCCUCCAUUAGAAUCGAGCCACCCAAAAAUGUCCCCUCCCAGGAGAAAAGGAAAAUGCCUGGAGUUCCAAACGGAAAUGUUUGCCACAUAGAACCAGAACCACACGGGGGCCACAGUGGGCCAGAACUUCAGCGUACUGGGCGGCUCUUUGGGGGCUUGGUGUUGGACAUCAAGCGGAAGGCCCCCUGGUACUGGAGCGACUACCGGGAUGCACUCAGCUUACAGUGUUUGGCCUCCUUUUUGUUCCUGUACUGUGCCUGCAUGUCACCUGUCAUCACCUUUGGGGGAUUGCUCGGAGAAGCCACUGAGGGACGCAUAAGUGCAAUUGAAUCCUUAUUUGGAGCCUCCAUGACUGGGAUUGCCUAUUCCUUGUUUGCGGGACAGGCUCUCACCAUCCUAGGAAGUACGGGGCCAGUGCUUGUGUUUGAAAAGAUUUUGUUCAAAUUCUGCAAAGACUACGCUCUUUCAUACCUCUCCCUGCGAGCUUGUAUUGGACUGUGGACCGCCUUUCUGUGUAUCGUCCUUGUGGCAACUGAUGCCAGUUCCCUUGUCUGUUACAUUACCCGCUUCACAGAAGAAGCGUUUGCCUCCCUGAUUUGCAUUAUUUUUAUCUAUGAAGCCAUAGAAAAGCUGAUACACCUGGCAGAGACCUAUCCCAUUCACAUGCACAGCCAGCUGGACCACCUUAGCCUGUAUUACUGCAGGUGUACUUUCCCAGAAAAUCCCAACAAUCAUACCCUACAGUACUGGAAGGACCACAAUAUCGUGGCGACAGAAGUCCACUGGGCCAACCUGACUGUUAGUGAAUGCCAGGAGAUGCAUGGAGAGUUCAUGGGAUCUGCGUGUGGCCAUCAUGGACCCUAUACUCCUGACGUGCUCUUCUGGUCCUGCAUUCUCUUCUUCACCACCUUCAUCCUCUCAAGCACCUUAAAGACAUUUAAGACAAGCCGCUACUUCCCAACCAGAGUACGCUCCAUGGUGAGUGACUUUGCUGUCUUCCUCACUAUCUUCACGAUGGUGAUCAUCGACUUUUUGAUUGGAGUCCCAUCCCCAAAACUUCAAGUUCCCAGUGUGUUCAAGCCAACAAGGGAUGAUCGAGGGUGGAUUAUUAGUCCCAUUGGCCCCAAUCCCUGGUGGACUGUGAUAGCUGCGAUUAUCCCGGCUCUUCUCUGCACUAUCUUAAUAUUCAUGGACCAACAGAUCACAGCUGUCAUCAUUAACAGGAAGGAACACAAGCUCAAGAAAGGCUGUGGCUACCACCUGGACCUGCUGAUGGUGGCCAUCAUGCUGGGUGUCUGUUCCAUCAUGGGCCUGCCUUGGUUUGUGGCUGCAACUGUCCUGUCCAUCACGCACGUGAACAGCCUCAAGCUAGAAUCUGAGUGCUCUGCUCCUGGAGAACAACCCAAGUUCUUGGGCAUCCGAGAACAGAGAGUGACAGGCCUUAUGAUCUUUGUGCUGAUGGGCUGCUCAGUCUUCAUGACGGCCAUAUUAAAGUUUAUCCCGAUGCCAGUACUCUAUGGAGUUUUCCUCUACAUGGGAGUUUCCUCCCUACAAGGAAUUCAGUUCUUUGACCGUCUGAAGCUCUUUGGGAUGCCUGCAAAGCACCAGCCGGACUUCAUCUACCUUCGGCACGUUCCCCUGCGCAAGGUGCACCUCUUCACCCUCAUCCAGCUCACCUGCCUCGUCCUGCUCUGGGUCAUCAAGGCAUCUCCAGCUGCCAUUGUCUUUCCGAUGAUGGUAUUGGCGUUGGUCUUUGUCAGGAAAGUCAUGGAUCUCUGUUUCUCUAAACGAGAGCUGAGCUGGUUAGAUGAUCUCAUGCCUGAAAGUAAAAAGAAGAAGUUGGAUGAUGCCAAAAAGAAGGCCAAGGAGGAAGAGGAGGCUGAGAAAAUGUUAGAAAUGGGGGGAGACAAGUUCCCCUUGGAGAGCAGGAAGUUACUAAGUAGUCCUGGAAAGAACAGCAGCUUCAGAUGUGACCCCUCUGAGAUUAACAUAUCUGAUGAGAUGCCGAAAACCACGGUCUGGAAAGCUCUCAGUAUGAACUCUGGCAAUACAAAGGAAAAGAGUCUCUUCAACUGAAAGUCUUUGCUGGGAAGGAAGCUUUGGGCUGUGAGGUGCCUCAGGGAAGUUCUGGUUACAGAGAAGAUGGUGAGUCUCUCAGAGAAGAAGCAAGACCAAGUCUGGCCCUGUCCGCCAUCACGUCAAAGCCAUGCUGAAGCAUUCAGUUACCCGUGCUGUGCGUUGGAGGACAGCCAGCCAUCCCCAUACCAGCAGCCCAUCACCAGAUAUGAACGGGGAAGCAGAAGACCACCUCUUGCUGGUACUUCUCUUCUUCCUUUCUCUUUCUCUUCAGAACUGCCACCCAUGAAGACCCAGCUUCCCAUCUUCCAGACAUUUUCUCUGAAACUCUCUGCUGGCUUGCAGAGCCAUAUGGAUCCACCCUGCCCCUGAGGAUUCCUUCGAUGAGCUCCCUCUUCCUGAAGGAUGGGGCCGGGGAGUCAGAGGAGAGCAGAGAGAAAAGGGAAGGCUCUCCAGUCCCGUAGAAUCUGUAGGCUCCGAGGCAGUCCUGGGCCUUUGUUUGAUGCCUCCUCUGGGGGAGGCUGGUCAGCCCCAGAGGCUGUCGGGGAUGUCCACCACUAGGAGGGUCAGUGACCUGGGCAUUGGCAGGGCCCACCACCACGGCCAGAAGAUGCCUCUGCCCCGGACAUGUCUGUGUCGCUUUCUAGCAGCAGCCUGCAUAACUCGGCAAGAACCGUGGGUGAUGACAGGGCCAUGAGGGACACUGGAGUUGUUCAGCUCAGACAGGAGAAAGCUCGGGGGAAGAUCAGUAAUGAUAAGCGAGGACAAGCAGCUUCUCUUGGUUUCAUUGAGGAUGGACUAAGAGAAUGAGCUUCAGUUGUUCCAGAAGGAGUUGGUUUAGACACCAGGAAGGGCUUCCUAGCCCGAAGAUUUGUCCUAGUGUCUGCUUUCUAGACAUCUGAGAAAGAUUUGAUAAUAGUUGUUUGUGAGUAGAAAGGGAGAUACAGUGUUUUUAUUGGACAUGUUGUGGAAACAUCCAUAUUUUGCUGCUGUCUCGGAAGUAGAAUCGGAAGGAUACAUUCCGAUUCUACUCCAGGAGAGAUCCAAAUGCUUACAUAAUGUCUCCUUAGCUGCCUUAGUAGCGAACCAUCCUCAACUCAAUGGACCCAAACCACCUUCAACCGGGUGGUUUCUUCAUCAUUGUGAAUUUCUUUUGAUUGACAAGUGUUUUGGCUCUCAGAUGUAAAAAGCCACACUGAGAAAUGAACUGUAAGUGGUGAAAUUAAUUUUGGUAUUUAGUUGAAAACUAUAUUUAUAGUUUUUUCUCUUCUCUAAUGUGAUGAAUAUCAAGGGUUUGGUCUCCAGUGCGUCUAGGUCUUUCUUUUGUGCGCAGAACGUGACAAGUCAGCAUGUUGGUACCCAAGGAAUUCGAUCACAUCAGUUUUCCAUCCUGGAAAAUCUUUGUGCAGUGGUAUGUUCCUAGGGGUUGCUCUCCUUUUGUAGGUGAAGAGUUGGUGACAAAACUUUGUGGAAUUUUGCAUUCCUUCGACUCUUAAAAUACAUCAGUGUAGUCUAGUCUUACUCUGAAGUCCUUUGAAAUUGAAGGAAUCCUGCAUUUCUUUAACAUCGCCCCAUCCCCCAGAACCACGCCUAUUUCAAUACGCAGACGGUUGUCAGACUACUGAACGGCUGGCACAGGAUGGACGCCAACCACUCAGAACGGAUGCCGGCUGUAAACAGGCAGGUAUGCGCAGCAUAGCCGCUGCCUGUGGGCUGGGCACCAUGUUGCUUUCAAACGUUAGAACCACAUCCCUUGAAAUUGUGGUAUUGUUCCUGGCUUGCCUGAUUUCUGCUCACAAGGCUGUUUCAGGGAUAGCCUUGGCUUCCCUUUAUAUGGUGCAGACAGGAACAGGCAUGCAUCUUUGAACUAUAUGGGCAUUAAAAUCUCUGCGAGCCAAAGCUUCACAUUUUAUCACUUUGGGCGAAAUGUAAUGAUUGUACCCGUUUACCUACCUAAUGUAGAAAAAUCAAAAGGCAACCUGUCAGUGGGAAAAGCUUUCCUGCUGACUUGCCCUGUCUCUCUUCAGCUGCUUCCUUGAGCUUGCCUCUUUCUUUGUCUUCCUUGUUCCCUGAGAGUACUCCUGCUUUCCUCCUCCAACCUGCCCCUCCUAUCAUUUCUGGCCACCCCUGUGGAGGCAGGUUGGUGACUGCUUCUCCUGUUCCCCGAGCCUCAGCACAGCUGUGAGGAAUGUGGCGCAGAAAAGCCUAUCAUACAACAAGUUAGGUGACAAUAUCACUCAGAAAAAUCUCCUAAUGAUUGGUGUCUCCUGAUGCCUUCUAUACGCUAGGCCUCUCGAGAACAGAAAACCUGUCUUUGUUAACUGUGUGCAGCCAAUCACUGGACCACGUGUGUACAUCUGGACCUUCCAGAACCAGACCCUCCAGGUUCCUGCGCCUUAGGAAUGUUAUUUACUUUGGAAGCCCGUGCUAAUCUGUUAAGGCCAUUAUGUCUUUUCUCAAACAAUAGCGAGCCUCGUUUCUGCUGCAUCUCAGUGGUGGAAACCAUUCCCUACUCUUCUCUUUUACCAACUCCCACCAAAUGCUCAACCCCAGCCCUACCCGAAUGCUUCCUUGCUCAUGGCUGGUGGCCACGGUGGCAGAGGCAAGCUGGGCAGUGUUUGGGGUAGGGAACUGCGAGUGGAGGUGAGUGUGUGUGUGUAUGUGUGUGUGUGUGUGUGUGUGCAUGUAUGAUCAUCGACAAAUGCAACUGUGUCCAUAGAUGUCCUUGCUGCUAUUAAAUAGCUUUGUGUACCUAAGCUGGGGGGACAUUAAAAAAUACCAUCGUUCUCCUAACUAGAGUUUCUCAGAGUUCUCUGAUAGAUUAGCUUGACGACAAAUAUAGGCAGAUUAGUCUAUAGGAAACUGACUUA